Molecule: messenger RNA, 825 nt
Organism: Ornithodoros turicata
Lineage: Eukaryota; Metazoa; Arthropoda; Arachnida; Ixodida; Argasidae
Product: zinc finger BED domain-containing protein 4-like
Exons: 1
Coding region: 1-825 (274 amino acids)
Molecular function (GO): protein dimerization activity
Source: RefSeq, a predicted model, not a curated record
AUGUUUUCUCGAAUGCUGUAUUUAAGAGAAGCAGUCCUCUCUACAAUAGCCAUCCUGGGAACCGAUCUUCAGCCUCUUACCCCAAUCGAAUGGACAAUCUUAGACAAGGCUUGCCACUUACUGAAGCCCUUCAAAGUGCUGACAGAGGAGAUGAGUAGCGAAAAAAACGUGACGCUCUCAAACGUAAUCCUCCUAUCCUGCGCACUGACGAGGCACGUGGAAAACAUUCAAAAUGAGGAAGAUCUGCGAGAGACAUGUAUUCUCAUGGCAGACUCAAUCAUGGGUCAGCUGAAGAGGCGUUUCACUAACAUCGAGAAUAACAACGUUUUAGCAGAGGGUACAGUCUUGGACCGUAGAUUCAAGGAGCACGGAUUUUCCAAGGCAACACCCUAUCAAGCAACGUACCGCUCCAUCUGCAAUCGUCUCAGUACGGUGUAUGUACCGCAGUGCGACAAUGAACAGCAACAAGAAAUAGCUGUAGAAUCUGAGGCAGAUGAGCCGACGGCGUUGCUUUGGGAGUCGUUUGACCUCCGGGUAUCUCGUCUAAGGACGCGGAACUGGACAGCGGCAAGUGUCGUGGAGUUAGAUCGAUACUUGAAAGAGCCCCUGUUGCCGAGGAAAUUGGAUCCGAUGACCUGGUGGAGUGAAAGAAAAUCACUCUACCCGCGCUUAUAUGAACUCACGAAGAGUAGAUUAUGCAUCCCUGCCACGUCCGUACCGUGUGAGCGCAUCUUUUCAAAAGCCGGUCAAAUUGUGACGGAGAGGCGCAACAGACUCUCAUCAAAAAAUGUGCAGCGUCUGUUAUUCCUUAAUGCAAACAUGUGA